This is a messenger RNA of Ectocarpus sp. CCAP 1310/34, 711 nucleotides long. The record is from the annotation of a GenBank genome assembly. Lineage: Eukaryota; Phaeophyceae; Ectocarpales; Ectocarpaceae.
UACGGCUACGCACCGCACGCCUGCUGUGGAGUGCAACGCUGUCCUGCCGCUGUCUCUGCCGCUUCCACUCCCGCUACGGGUAAUACCGCUGCUGCCGGUAUGCGCGCCAAAGGAGAAACGCUCCGUACCUUGUGGUUGACCGCCGCCGUCGCCACCGCCAUCAGCGGUCCUCGUUCUUCGGCCAGCGCCAGCACCGGUGGCUCGUCCUCGGCCUUCGUCGGAGCUGCCGCAGCAACCGUGGCGCCACUGGAACCUUUCCACGUGCGUGCGCCCCGCUGGGGCGCGCGGUCCAGCCCCACGCCGAGAAGCAGCCCUUCUUCGUCCUCCUCGCCCUCCUCCUCGUCCAUGUCGAUCGCGUUCGCUUCUGCCGCCCGGGAGACACAGCGGCAUCAGAAGAACGACGACCUGCUGCAACGCCCGCACGCGUCGCCUGUGGCCGCGGCAGUGGCUCCCAAAAACGCGCUGCCGCUGAUGGGCAAGGCCCUGUUUGUGACGGGGGGAGGGGCGGGGGCGGGGGCGGCCGGGAAAGGGGAGCCGGCGGGCUUCGGCGUGGCGAGCGCCUGGGGCGUGGUGUCGGUGGUUUUCAUCCUCAUGAACGCCGUUACGCGUCUGGCGCCGAUCGCCAUGCAGCCGUUCUCGAGGGUUCGACUAGGCAGCUUGGAGGGCCACACUGCGCUGCCGUCGUUCAUGUGGCCGUUUGGACGGCGGUAG